Rhopilema esculentum is the source of this 4534-nucleotide messenger RNA. NCBI's taxonomy places the organism in Eukaryota, Metazoa, Cnidaria, Scyphozoa, Rhizostomeae, Rhizostomatidae. The record is from RefSeq and is a predicted model, not a curated record.
UUGUUUAUAAAAGGCAACGGCAACAUGCACUGGCUGACGAUCAUUUUUCAGACCAUUUACUUUUAAUAUCAGCUAUUUAUCUUUUAAGCUCUCCAUUUUCAUUUCCAUGGUCAUAGUUUUAUCUAUGACCAUGACAACAAACCAAAACUCAGAUUUUGGGAUAGUUGGAGGGUCAUGGUAGCCAACCUUCUGAUAGAAGAUGGUACCUGAUGAUGAUUUUCAUUUCUAUGUUUUCGAAAGCUAAGCAAUACAGUGAAACAUCAUAUUAUUUGUGCACUGCGCUUAAGAUAGUUUAAACGAUAGUUAUAAAUAACAGGAAAAAUAAAACUGGGUUUGCACAUGGGUUAUUUUGAUCCACAGGGCUGGCUGACCACACUCAUUGGUUCAAACAAGGCAAUGAACCCGCUAGUCGUUGCCAUUGGCUAUAAUUUUACCUUAAUUUCUAUGUCAGCUUACUAAAUAUUCGUCUUGAAUUUAUACACACUGAGCUAGAAUUACGGUUAUUAGGCAAGGAAACUUUCCUGCUUUCCAUGUCAUCCUUAAAAGCCAUGAUAAAUAAAGUGGGCAUACCCAAAUGUACCCAAAUACGCUGAGUCAUGUUUUUGCGCUGCAAUGCUUUUGGUUGGCCUGACACUGAUCACGUGAACCCGCCUCGUACUGAUUUACAAACAGCUUCCAUCAAUAGCAAGGUGUCUAACGGAUGCUGAUAUCAAAUGAAACCACAGCAGACCCUAUUGCGAACGUUUAUUUACCAAUGCCUUUAAGAUUUCCAACGAUUUAGAGCUCCUCAUAUCUUUUACUCUUUAUAUCUUAUUUUUAUAUUUAUAUUACGUCAUCAAAGAACGCAUUUUGAAAUUUUUUUAUUGAUUACCCCCCGUUUAUUUACUUUAUAUAUUAGACUUGAAACGGGCCUCAGGGGGUAGUCUGGUAAUAUGAUUUAACUUCUUGCGCGACGUAUCGCCGGUUGAUUGUGACGUCAGAUUGCUUUACCUCAUAAAUAAUCUUGCGAAUCGUUGAUCCUUUCAUUCUUUGAAGUUAUCUUCAUUGGACAGGGUGUGUUCUCGUAAGAGAUUCGCAAAUAGUUCGCAUUUUUAAAAAAAUACAUUCUAGGUUAUUUUUCGUGUCAGUUGACUAAUUUCGGCGCAUCUUCAGCGCUCGCCGACGGUAGCUUUCGAUUCGGCCUGCAGAAUCGAAAGGCUUCCGUUUUGGACGUCUUCGGUUAACCGCCGCUUGAGGUAAGACAUUGAAUUGUGUUAGACUUUGCUUUUAAAGAGUAACUACUGCAUUAAUUUGAAUUAAAUAGUUGUUAUUUUAUAAUUCUUUUGAUAUUUCACUAAAAGUAAGCUCUGGUGUUCAAGCGAUAUUUACAGAGCCUCAAAACCCCUGUUUAUUGAAAUUAAUUUGCUCCUACUCUUUUGCAGGAAUGGAGAGCGGGUGUAACAGCGAAAGAAACGGCGAAAGAAACGGCGAAAGAAGUGGCGAAAGCCAAGACAAUCAGACUGAACAGUCGAAUGCACCGAUUCAAGGGUCUUUCGUGUUUGUUCCACGGCUAGAACUUGACUUGAGCAAUGACGACAUUCAGUUAGAUGUCUCGACUGAGCCUAACUCGCCAUAUGAAAAGCGUCAUUCGACGGGAAGGAGUAAUGUUGGUGGCAAACCGAUAACAAACUUUGCUCAUUUCAACGCUACGAAAAUUCCAGACAAAGAAUGCUCCAUUGAAGAGCAGAUGAUAGCCAAGCUUGAGAAAAGCUUGGUUGUAUCAAAGAAGAAAGGGAAAGAAAAAAGCAACACGAAAAUGGUGGAGGAAAGCACAAUAAAAUCUGGAGGAGAUGAAAGGGUUGUUGUGAUUCUUCACCAUUUGAAAUUUGUGCAAACAUGGAAUGCCAACAAUCAAGGUCGCUUCAAUGGCGCCAUAGUACCUCUGCAAGGGGGAAAUGGGCUGAGCAAAUGGUGGCAAAGAAGGCCUAGAGUUUCCAGAAAGGAAAUUCUUAAAAUCAGUUUUCUCUUGCUAGAGAAAUAUCAUAAUCUUUUCAAUGCAAAGUUGGAAGAAGUUUCUAUCAUCACUGAGGAACUUUUAACUGAGAAGAAAAACAGCAAAGGUUUCCACUUGAAAAUUGCUAGAUAUGAAAGAGAGAGAACUGAGCUGAUUAUGGCUGUGGAAAAACUGACAAUCGAAAAAGAGGAGAUACAAGAGAUUCAUGAAAGAGAGCUUAAGGAUUUCAAGGCAGUCACUUUGGAGAAAGAAAAAACUCAUUUGCAGAACAUUGACGAUAUAAAUAAGGCCAUGGAUGACGUGAAAAGGAAGUGGCAAGAAGAAGUAGAUGUGAUCAAACAAAGCAGGGAGAAGGUAUCGGAAAUGAACGAAGCUAAAGUUGCUGAAAUAAAACGAGAGAAAGAAGGGGAGCUCGAGUCAUUACAACGAGAACUAGAAAAGACUGCAAUCGAAAAAGAUGAAACGAAGCAUCAAUACAAAAAGCUUGUUGAGAAAUACAAUGAGCUCAAAUCUGCCAAGGACAAAGAGAAAGAGAAAGAGAUCGACAGGUUAAAGUAUGAAUUGAGACUUAAAAAGGAGGAGAACAAGACACUUGUGGCUGGAAUGAAGCAUGUAAAGGAAAAUUUUCACUUAAAGGAAAAUAAGAUGGAAUUGGAAAUUAGAAAUCUUCGUGAAGAGCUCGUUCUUAGAGAACAGCAGCUGAAUGAAAUGAAUGACCGAUUUGGAAAUCAGAUUCGCAUUGCUCGUCUUUGUGAAAAGACCGGUUUGGAGAAGGAAGCAGUAGAUGACACACAAAACAGCAAUUACAGCCACAAUGUUGAAAAUAACUGGAGUAAUGAGAACAAUAAUGAGUGUUCCAAAGAAAAGACAUGCAACUGUUGUACCAAGGAAUCAGAGAAGCAAACGACAAGUAAUUCUUGCGUGAAACACGAGCAUUUCUUAGAUGCAAUCAUGCCAGGAGAACCUUCAGACAGCGGGAAACUAAAAGCAUUUGCCUUUUUGAAAAUUGAAGAUGUAUGGGAAGAGCAGAUAGCUUGUCAUGAGAGCAAUGUCGAAAAGCUUAAAGAAUUGCAAAGAUUGCGAAAGAAUUUGAUCAGCAGUAGAGAGGAGUUAGAAAGAUCGAUACAAGAGAACGUGAGACUGAAGGAGUCUGUUAUCAAGGAAAACGCUGCUAUGGAGAAGCGUUUAAAGGUAUUGAUAAAGCGACAAUCAUAUGAAAUGAAUAAGAAAGAGGAAGAAAUAGAAAAUCUGAAGCUAGAACUGGUUGAUCAGAAAAAUAAUGCAAGAAAGUUGUCAAAAGAGUUGACAAAGAAUAUGAUGAUUCAGAAAUACAAAGACGAAGAGAUCGAGCUGCUGAAUGCAACAGUAAAAGCAGAAAAUAAUGACGAAUAUUGUAUUGUUACCUUAGAAUCCAUGACCAGCUUUAGAAAACAUAUUGAGAAACUUAGGCACGAAAAUAAUAACUUGCUGAGUUACUGUGAUCGAGUGGAGGAGAAAGUUAGUGAGACAAAACGAGAGUUAGACCUAACAAGAAAACUUGGCAGUGAGUUGAGCAUCAGGGAGAUGGACUCACAAAAGAUCUGCAAAGAGCUGAUGUCAGAAGUUGAUGCCAAGAAUCAGAUGUUGAGGACUUUGAAAGAGAAGAUGAGAAAAUUGCAUCACAGUUACGAAGAAGUUAAAGAAGAGGCAGUGGACAACAGGUAUGAACUAAGUAGUGUCAAUGGAAAGCUGGCAAAGAUGCAGAAGAAGAUGAUAGACAUUGAGGGUGAAAAGAAGCAGCUUGAAGAGGUGAACUCAAAAUUGGCAAAGAAUUUGGCACAGACUGGCAGAGAAUUGCAGAAGUCAGUUGAUAUUGUGUGCCAACUGAAGAUCCGAUAUGAGCAUGUUGAAGAGCAAUUCAAAGAAAAAGACGACAAGAUAAAUGACUUUGGUCGCGGAAAGGACACUGCCAAUAAACCGUUGCCACAGAGAAGAACAUUUGCCCAGGGAGAUGGAAUCAAGUCAACAAAGGAGACUGGGCAGACAUCAGGCCAAGGAAGCAGGGCUGCCAAGAAGGACAUUGAAGUGAAGAUGUUUUCUGACGAAGACGAAGAUUCCUUGGACCUCGCCCCGAGUUACGUGCCUUCAUUCUUACAGAACCGAGGCAGCGCCGGUGGUAGUAAGCCUGAACAGCCAAGGAGCAAUAAACCAAGCUGGCUGCAAGACUCAGUUCAAGAUUCGCAAAGAAAGAAAAACCCACCAGCAAAAGGCAGCAAAGAAGAUGAUAUCUUUGAUUCGAUUGAUGAUUUAUUGCCAAUGGGCAAAAAAACAACGAAUGCGCCCAGAGAAAGUGGGAACCACGAGGCGAAUACAAAGAAAUCUGGUCGACGCAGUGACGACUUGUUCUUCUUGAGUGAUGAAGGAGAUAAUUUAGCACAGAAAAAGAACGAAGGCAAUGGCAACAGCAUCGCAGGAGGAAGAAGAAAUGAACCGAGGAACAGAAGAAGGGGACAGAGUGGUAAAGAUGCAGCGGAUGAGUUGAAAAGAUUGGUUGGCUUCUAG